AUGACAGUCGAAGCAGCUGACCACAAGAACGUUGUCAUCGUUGGAGGUAAGCUGCUAGUCUCCCGAAACAAGCUGACGCCAGCCUCGUUCGCUGGCCAUGCCCUCGCCAACUAUCUCGCCACGCGCGUUCCAGCGACAUACCGCGUCAUCUUGAUAGACAGGAGUGCCUUCGCACUCCAUGCCCCAGCAAUGGUCCGCGCCAUCGUUGUUCCAGGCACCGAGUCGCGAAACCUCACAGCUCCAAUCACGCAAGAAACGGUGUUCCCUGCCAACUCGCGACACCGGGUGCUCGCUCCUGUCGCCGUGCGCGAGCUGAGCCGCACGAGUGUAACGCUUGAUACAGAGUUUGAAGGCAGCACCGAGCUGCCCUUUGACAAAUGCAUUAUCGCCACAGGCGCCACCCAACCUCAUCCCCUGCGACAACUUGCAGGCACAAGCCUGGAGGACUACCGUGUCAUCCUGCGACACACACAAGAAGAACUCGCGGCCGCCAAGAGCGUCAUUGUGGUCGGCGGAGGCGGAUCUGGUGUUGAGAUUGCUGGUGAACUAAGUGCCCACUACCCGGACAAGAAGGUCACCCUCGUCCACUCGCGCACUCGGCUCCUCCAAACUGCCAGCCAGUCGACAAACAAAACCUGGGGAUUCAGCUAUUCCCCCAUUCCAGAGCGCCUCUCCUCGUCCCUUGAGGAACAACUCACUCGCCGCGGCGUCGACCUCGCCCUCGGGGAACGACUCGUGUUCCCCUCAGGACCAGUUCAGGACACCGAGUGGGACGGGACUCACAGCUCCCUCGGACAGCUCAAGACAGUCACGUUGAGCUCAGGCCGUACCAUCGAGGCAGACUACGUCCUAAUCUCAACUGGCAAUAUACCAAACUCGUCGUUUGUCGCCUCGGCCGACUCGGGAGCGGUAUCCGACGCAGGAUACAUUAUCGUCGACCACACGCUCCGCGUCGUACCUUCGUCCACCGAGUCGCCUUUGGCUGGCGAGUACUACUCAAUCGGCGAUGUGGCCGCUACACCGGGACGCAAGGCGGCGUCCACCGCCAACAUGGAAGCUACGGCGCUGGGAAAGCUCCUCGUUGCGCACCUCACGUCCGGUAAAGAGAUGGGCCAGUACAGCCCGACCCGGAUGAGUGGCGCCGUCAUCUGCCUUGGGCAACCACAUGAGGGCACCGAUCUGGGUGCGGGUGUCUACUCGUUCCCUUGGAUUGGAGACGUGGCUGCUCCCCAAUGGAUCCUGCGGCGGAUGGCCAAGGACUACUUUGUCAACCAGACGUUCUUCGCGAGGUUUGUUGGGGAACGAAAGAUCGGGCCGGAAGAUGGCUGA
Molecule: messenger RNA, 1329 nt
Organism: Apiotrichum porosum
Lineage: Eukaryota; Fungi; Basidiomycota; Tremellomycetes; Trichosporonales; Trichosporonaceae
Exons: 4
Coding region: 1-1329 (442 amino acids)
Cellular component (GO): cytoplasm
Molecular function (GO): flavin adenine dinucleotide binding; electron-transferring-flavoprotein dehydrogenase activity
Source: RefSeq, a predicted model, not a curated record